UCAGGAUUACCUUUCUGGUCUUGAUAGUCCUUCUAGGUUAUCUAUGCAUGCUUUCUACUGCAAAUUCUCUUUCUACUCUGAGCACACCCUUUUAAUUACAAGACAAUUCCUCUGAAGGACUAAUGUUUAAUAUUUUAAUAACUUCUAAAAUGUUACCAGCUGAUGAUCACAUCACUCCUUCAUUUAUCCACUGACUACCCCGCUCAGUCAGUUUAUGGCCAGGUAUCAAUGUCGUAGGUGACUCAGUGCAAAGACAACAUACUGCAAUGGACAUCGGGGGAUUGGAGACAGUGGUAGCCAAUUCUGCAUAUAUCACCGCCAGAGGAAGUUUUGAUGGUAACUCCAAUGCUGCUGCUUCACGGGACAAAAAGUAUCGUGCCAAGCUUCAGUUACCUCACAUCACAAAAUGUGAGGAUCUCAAGGAUAGCAUCAACUUGGAUUUUGAUAACAUAUGCUGCAAGCAGCCAAUUGGAAAGCUGCUCUUUCAGCAGUAUCUGGAAACAGUACCAGAGUACAGACCAGCAUCCAAGAUCUGGAGUGAUAUUCAAGAAUAUGACACAGCAGAGGACACAGCACGGGUGCAGAAAGCUACCAAAAUUAUAUCUCGGUACUUGGAACCUGGAGGAAGGUACUUCUGCACCUAUCUGGAGGAGAACACCAUUGCAAAUAUAAAAUUGGACCACCAGGACACCAAGGAUGAUCUUUUCACAGAAGUCCUGGAGAGCACUCUCGCUUUUAUAAAAGAGGCUCCCUUCUUGAAUUAUAAAGACACUAUGUAUUUCAUGCGCUUCCUUCAGUGGAAAUGGCUGGAGUCACAACCCAUUGGUGAGGACUGGUUCCUCGACUUUAGGGUUCUUGGAAAAGGGGGUUUUGGAGAAGUGUCUGCGACACAGAUGAGAGCCACUGGGAAGCUUUAUGCCUGCAAGAAACUCAACAAGAAGAGGCUCAAAAAGAGAAAAGGCUAUGAAGGUGCCAUGGUUGAGAAGCGAAUCCUUGCCAGAGUCCACAGCCGUUUCAUUGUCUCUUUGGCAUAUGCAUUUCAAACCAAAACAGACCUCUGUCUAGUGAUGACAAUCAUGAAUGGAGGAGACCUAAGAUACCACAUUUACAAUGUCGAUGAGAACAACCCUGGAUUUGAUGAACCUCGAACUUGUUUCUAUACAGCCCAGAUUGUCUGUGGGAUGGAGCACCUUCAUCAAAACCAAAUAAUUUACAGAGAUCUUAAGCCAGAAAAUGUACUCUUGGACAAUGAUGGUAAUGUACGUAUUUCAGACCUUGGACUUGCAGUUGAAUUGAAGGACAAUCAAACAAAAAUAAAAGGUUAUGCUGGAACUCCAGGCUUCAUGGCACCUGAACUGCUAAAGGGUGAAGAAUAUGACUACUCUGUGGACUACUUCACACUCGGGGUGACACUGUAUGAAAUGACUGCAGCCAAAGGCCCGUUCCGAUCAAGGGGAGAGAAGGUGGAAAACAAGGAGGUUAAAAGGAGGAUUCUCAAUGAUCCUGUACAAUAUAGUGAUAAAUUCAGUGAAGAAGCAAAAUCAUUUUGUGAGCAGCUGUUAGAGAAGGAUCCUGGAAAACGUCUUGGAUUUACCAAAGGAAACUGUGAUGAACUUCGGAAACAUCCUUUCUUCAGAGAAAUUAAUUGGAGAAAACUGGAAGCAGGCAUACUGACACCUCCAUUCAUUCCAGACUCCAAAACUGUCUAUGCAAAAGACAUCCAGGAUGUGGGAGCCUUCUCCACUGUCAGAGGAGUUAAUCUUGAAGAAGCCGAUAAAGAAUUCUUUGAUGAGUUUGCUUCUGGUAACAUUGCCAUUCCAUGGCAGGAGGAAAUGAUAGAGACUGGAAUUUUUGCGGAGCUGAAUGUGUGGGGAGCAGGAGGCAGCUUACCCAAUGACCUCAGAAGGGAAUCAAUUUUAGAGGCAAAUGCAAAUAAAUCUGGAGUUUGUAGAAUUUCCUAAGAUCAAUAGAGGUGCACGAAAUAUUGAUAAAUUAUUUAGAACUUCUUCUAUAUUCCCAGUGAGUAGAUCAGUAACUAUACCCUUUGUACCAUAAUGGGAUUAUCAUUCUGUUUGUUUUUAUAAUACUGAUACAGCCUGGGACUUUAUGGAAACUCCAAUCUUUUGUACUGGAAACCAUAGGCUUAAAAUUUAAAGAUCACUGAUGUAUAAGAUAUCAACUAGAAAUGAAAAAGUUACACUGUCAAAGGUAUGAUAAUGAAAGUAGAGACCUUGUGUAGCCAUAAUGCAUUCAUAAAAUAUGUUCUGCAAGAUGUGUACAAAUCAAUGAAACAAAACACAAAAGCUAAAGAAAUACAGAACAAAGACAGAUUGUUUCACCCACAUCCGUCCUCCCUGUAUGUUCCUACUUUUGUCUCUCUCCACAUUUUCUACUACCAACGCCACAAAUGCAUCAAAUGAAUGAAACAAUAUAAAUGGAACAAUAUUUGAAUUCUUGGGUCAAAAUUAACGCUAAAUCAUUUUUCCUGUAACAGUUUCCCUGUCAGAGUCAUAGAACAGUGGUAGCUAUUUCUUUGCAAAACUGAUAGCAACACAGAGCAAUUUAACACUACCCAUUAAUUCAACAGCAUUAAUUCAACCUUACAUUAUGUUUCUGAGAUUAGCAUUUUAUUAUUAUUGCAUUAGAUGGCAUGGUGACACAGUGGUUAGUGUUGCUGCCUUAUGGAGCUACUGUUCUGGGUUUGCAUAUACAGUAUAUAUACAGCAUAUAUACACUCACCGGCCACUUUAUUUUGGUACACCUGUUUAUCUGCUUGUUAACACAAAUGUCUAAUCAGACAAUCACGUGGUAGCAAGUCAAUGCAUUUAGGCAUGAAGACAUUGUCAAGACAACUUGCAGGAGUUCCAACCAAGCAAUAGAAUGGGGAAGAAAGGUGAUUUAACUGACUUUGAACAUGGCAUGGUUGUUGGUGCCAGAUGGGCUGGUCUGAGUUUUUCAGAAACUGCUGAUCUUCUAUGAUUUUCACACCCAACCAUCUCUAGGGUUUACAGAGGAUGGUCCAAAAAAUGGAAAAUAUCCAGUGAGUGGCAGUUCUCUGGGCAAAAAUGCCUUGUUGAUGCCACAGAUCAGAGAAGAAUGGCCAGACUGGUUUGAGCUGAUAGUAAGGCAGGAGUAACUCAAAUAACCACUCGUUACAACCGAGGUAUGCAGAAGAGCAUCUCUGAAUGCACAACAUGUUUAUCCUUAAAGCAGAUGGGCUACAGCAACAGGAGACCACACCGGGUGCCACUCCUGUCAGCUAAGAACAGGAAACUAAGGCUACAAUUCACACUGGCUCACCAAAAUUGGACAUUAGAAGAAUGGAAAAAUGUUACCUUGUCUGAUGAAUCUUGAUUUCUGCAGUAGCAUUCAGAUGGUAGGGUCAGAAUUUGGCAUCAUCAACAUGAAAGCAUGGAUUCAUCCUGCCUUAUAUCAAUGGUUCAGGCUGGUGGUGGUGGUGGUGCGAUGGUGUGGGGGAUACUUUCUUGGCACAAUUUUGAGCCCCUUAGUACCAAUUGAGCAUCGUUUAAAUGCCACGGCCUACCUGAUUAUUGUUGCUGACCAUGUCCAUCACUAUAUGACUGCAGUGUACCCAUCUUCUGAUGACUACUUCCAGGAUAACGAGCCACGUCAAAAAGAUCAAAUCAUCUCAAACUGUUUUCUUAAACAUGACAAUAAGCUCACUGUACUCCAAUGACCUCCACAGUCACCAAAUCUCAAUGUAUGGUAUGUGCACUUCUGUCCAAGUUUCCAAGUACUCGAAUGAUCUCCCAACAUCACCAAAGGCAUGCAGAUUAGUUUAACGUGCAAUUUCAAACUGACCCAGUGUAAAUGUGAGUGGUGGUGUGUGUUUGCAGGUUUGUUCCUUGCCCUUUACCCAGUUCUGCAAUGAUAUGGUACAGCCCUCUGCAACUCUGAACUGCCAAGUACUGUAUUAUAAAAUUCAGAAUCAAAACAUUUAAAUGACUUUUGGUGUGGACUCAAAAGUGGGACCAAAGGAGAGGAAGUCAGCUAUCCUGAUACAGGUAAACGAAUGUCAGCAGACAAUAUGGCAUGUAGAAAAUGCUGAAAAUUUGUACUGUGCAUUCUUUGGACUAUGCCUCCCCUGUUUUUGAAAAACAAUGUCAUUGCUGUACUCCCCUUGCUUUAUACCCUAUUGCUUGUGAAACUCUCUAAUUUUAAUUAAUGUUGCUUCAGUCCUUUGUGCAAUUCCCAUAUGAAAUAGCUGUAAAUUAAAACUAUGGAAUUUU
This is a messenger RNA of Erpetoichthys calabaricus (reedfish), 4250 nucleotides long. RefSeq names its product G protein-coupled receptor kinase 1 a (gene grk1a). The transcript has 7 exons. The record is from RefSeq and is a predicted model, not a curated record. Gene Ontology annotation, molecular function: rhodopsin kinase activity; ATP binding. Gene Ontology annotation, biological process: protein phosphorylation; visual perception; regulation of opsin-mediated signaling pathway. Gene Ontology annotation, cellular component: cytoplasm. Lineage: Eukaryota; Metazoa; Chordata; Cladistia; Polypteriformes; Polypteridae. Bases 267 to 1961 code for a protein of 564 amino acids.